Diaporthe citri is the source of this 948-nucleotide messenger RNA. RefSeq lists its product as uncharacterized. The transcript has a single exon. Bases 1 to 948 code for a protein of 315 amino acids. The record is from RefSeq and is a predicted model, not a curated record. NCBI's taxonomy places the organism in Eukaryota, Fungi, Ascomycota, Sordariomycetes, Diaporthales, Diaporthaceae.
AUGUGUUCUCUGUUGGCAUCUCGGCUUAAUGUGUAUCGGAGAGGAAUCCCGAGCACAUGGGCCACACGGCAAUGGCGAGGAGCGUCCAUACACUUCUGGCACACCAUACGCCAAGAACAACCCAAUGGUCAAGCAAAUUUCCUCAACUAUGAGGACCUCGCAGUGUCGGACAUUGGAUCCCAACAAAUCUCGCUUUGGUCAGGCGAGGAACACCUGGGGCUCAUACCCGUUAAGGAGGUCAUCAAUGACUACCUGAGCCCAGGCACGAUGCUUGGCCUGAGGGGCGACCCGCCGGCCAAGAAAAGCCGUGCCGCGCCCCAGAGCUACGACUACGAGGUGCGCAACCUCAAGACCACCAGUACCGCGAGCUCCAGGCGCGGCCGUCCCAAGAGGCCGGACGCCAAGAAAAUCUGCCUGGAUGUAUUCACCAGUCUGCCCCGCCUGAAGAACCUCCUGGAGACGUCAUACAGGUUCCUGGACCCCAAGACCGGGGUGCGCAAUUUUCCGGUCGAGUUCCACAUCAAGGCGCACCCGAGAAAGGGCCUCACGGGCCUUUCAACGUUUACCUGGGGACGUGUCGAUCUGCACCCGGCUGUGAUCUUGCGCGCCUUGCCGGAGGGAGCGCUCCAGGUCGUCAAGCCAAAGGUCGACCUCCAGCGGGGUGAGGCCCUCUGGGUCGUUGUGCCAAAAGAUCUCCGGAUAGGGUCGGUGAAGCUUCCAAAUGACCCACACGAAGCGGCCAGCAUUUUUGAGAGGAUAGUCAUUAGGAAGAAGGAGUGGCUGAAGGAACAAAUCGAUGUUGGGAACAUGACGCCCACAGGUGAUAAAACGACACAAGGGCAAUACAACCCUCCACAAAAGUUCAUGUUGGACAAGCAGAUUCUUGAAGCUCGGGGAAAGGGGCAGGAUAGUGGAGAGAAGCCGAAAGAGUCCGAAGAUGGACUAUGA